AUGUUUGCUUUCAAAUGUCGCAGCGUUUUUAAAUUGUGCAGUAACAUAACUAUACGUGAAAUAAGGCAGAGAAGGUUACCAGGACCCAAUCCCGGCUUAGACAAAAGGCUGGGGGCUUUUAAAAGGGAAGGUGUUAAAAUUGAAGAUGAUGAUGCUGAAGAAUUUAUAGAACAAUCGGACAGCAAUUUUUAUCAGGUUGGUGAAGCAUAUAACGAGCAUUUGAAUGAGACCCUAAUUGGUAAAUAUGAAUUACGGCACCAAAUAGUCAAGGAAAAGUACUUUAAAGAAAAUAUGCCUAACCUCUUAACAUGGAGUGAAAAGGAACAGAUUCGUCACUUAGUGAACACAAUGCCAGAUGAAUGGACACCGCAAAAGAUAGCUGAAAGUUUUCCAGUAACAGAACCCGUUGUGAAGAAAUUAUUAAAGUUUCCUUGGAAACCAGCAUCUGAGCAAAGGAUUGCAAGACACGAUGCAUCUGCUAUGAGGAACUGGAAAGAGCUAAGGGAAGGCUCAUUGAAUAUUCCUGAAGAUUUAAGGCAACAUUUUCUCAAAUUCUCAGAAAGAACAAUACCUCCCAUACAAAAAAGUAGUAUUAAAGUAGAUCUUUCCCAGGAAGAACGGAUCGGAGAAUUUGAAAGGAUUAUCAGACGGUGUGCAUCUAAGGACGAUAAUACCGAAAAGGACUCCGUAUCGGAUAAUACUAUGGAUAAUGAAACCAAUAUAAAUAUAGAGAAGCCUAAAAUAGAUAAAAGCAAAAUGACACUGGAGGAAUUGGCUAGCAAAAUUAAAUCUAGGAUGGAAGACGGGCAAAACAUUGAGAUGUCAGAUCAGUUAAUUAUAAAUUCUGUUUCAAAUGUUUCUCAACCUAAACCAAAGGAAGAUAAUAUAAAACUAUUGGAUCAAAUUAAAGAACAGACAGAUUUGGCUGAGUUCAAAGCGGAUGAUAAUAAAAUAGAAGCCGUGUCUGGUAAUAAUUACCCUGAACGGAUUAGAAUACCAAAAAAAGCUUACAAGAAAAAUGCAACAUACAAAGUUAACGAUUGUUAUUAUGAUCAUGAUGGUAAAUUUUUAUAUAGAGUAAUAGGUUUAACAGACUGUAAAUAA
This is a messenger RNA of Leptosia nina, 1104 nucleotides long. NCBI's taxonomy places the organism in Eukaryota, Metazoa, Arthropoda, Insecta, Lepidoptera, Pieridae. The record is from the annotation of a GenBank genome assembly.